UCAGUAACACCACUACGGUUGUUCGUUGUACAUUUGUGUCGAAAAAUACACGGGUCUUCAUUAUCACCAAUAAAUUUUUAAAAAUCAAAAGUAAGUUUUAUAAAUUAAUAAUUAAAUUUCGGUAAUAAAAUGAAAAAAAUAUAUUAAUUGUUAAUUUUAAAAUUUAAAAAAACAAGUGUAUUAAUUUUUUGUUUUUUUUUUUCAUUAAAAAUGUAUUAUUUAAUUAAUUUUAUCAUUAACGUGAAUUACCAAAUUAUAAACAAAGUUCAAUUUUAGUGAGUGCGGGUUUAAUAUAAAAAAAUUUUUUUUUUUUAUUUUAAUCUUUUAAAUUUUUUUUUUUCAUUUUUAACAACGAAAAGUUUAAACAAGUCAUCUACAAGUCUGACACUUUGCUGGUUUCAAAAGUGGAAUAAAGAUGGAUAAUUGAAUUAUUUUUUGAAAAAUGAAGAAAUUAGAUUGGUGUUGGAGAAAAAAAAAAUAAAAAAAAAAUAAACAGUGAUUGAUUAUUUUUGGGAAAAAAAAAUUAAUUAAAUAUAUAAACAAUUGUAUUUUUUUUUUUGUUUUUUUUUUUACUCAGUUUUUUUAAAAACAUAUGUGUGGGUUAAUGUGAUGAAGAUUAUUUAAUGUUAUGUGUCGUGUUAAAGUGUAUUUAAAAUUAAUAAAUUUAUCAUUUUAUGAUAAAACUAUUAAAAAUUUUAUAAAUAUAAUAAUUAAUUUAAGAAAAAAAAUAUAUAUUGCGAAUGUUGAUAAUUGUGGAUGUGGAAUUCAAAGAUUUAUUCAAGCAUUGCUUGGAUCAUAUUUAUUAGAGAUUAUUGGUGGAAUCAAAAUAUACGAAAGUACGAGCGGCCCAAAUUUGGUCCGCCACCCUGGCGGUAUGGUCCUUUGGGCCACAUUACUUGUCCUGCAUGGAGCUGGAUUUGUCGGCUCAAUGACAGGUGUACCAGGUGUACCAGAAAAUGUUACAGUUAUGUUUUUAAAUCCAACAUCUGUACGUGUUUCUUGGAGCACAAGUUUAGUCGAACAGAUAGAAAAAUACGAUGUCACAUAUAAACCAACAGAUGCAAGUUACAGGAUGGUGCGGUUGGUCGCGGGUAAUAGUGAUGCAGUAACCCUUAAUGACCUACAAGCUGACACGCAAUAUCAAUUAGUUAUAACUGCUGUUAGAGCUGGAAAAAAAUACCGAAGUCGUCCAAUAGUUUUUCGUACAUUGGAACCACCAAGAACGUCUCCACAACAGGAUGCAGCGGUUACCGGUGGACCAAUACCACCACCACCAUUACCACCAUCAAUGCCACAACCACCUGGUUAUAUUCAAGUACGUGGUGUUGAAGUUGGUAUUGUUGUGAUGAUACUGAUUGUAUGGGCUGGUGCAAUAGCAUUAUUCUUUAAUAGAUGGGGUAAAAUACGUAUGUUACUACCCUAUCAACCAGACUACAAAGAACAAUUAAAAGUACCUGGUACUGGAGUUUGUGCAACAACAAGUGCACCAUGCACUCAACACUCAUCACAACAUGCAUGUUCACAACAUCUUCACUGGUCAAGUCAUCGAGUUGAUUCAUUAGACAGUGCUAAUGGUGGGGUUGUUGGUGCUGCUGGUGGAACUGGUAGUAUGGCUUGGUCUAGAUCAUCAAGACCACGAAUAAAUAGUGCAAUUGACGUUGCUGGAUUUUUAUCACAGGAAUUUUUACGUCGUCAUGGAUCAACAUCAAGAUUAUGUAGAAAAGUUCGUAGUGCUGACAAUUUACCAUUAGCAUCAUCAUCAUCAAAUAAUCAAGAUAAUGAACAUAUGAGAAGUUUACAAGACGAGAGUACUGAUAACAUUGAUAAAAUUGAAUUUUUACAAACAAACAGAGAUGAACAAGAGUCCUUUGAUGAUAUUGAAUUGUCAAAGAGACAGAGUAGUACUGAAAGUAAAGAUCAAGCUGAUGUAUCAUUGAUUGAAGUUUGUCCUCAACAAAGCACAUCAAGAGAUUGUAGUUCAAGUUUAAAUAAAAAUAUACCACUCAUAUCAAAACGUUUUCCUGGAUGGAAAUUUGGUGGUAGUCAUGAGUAUGUAAGAUGUCCUAUUAGACAACCAACUUCCAUUGACGAAAGGUUUCAUCGUCGUUCAUGUGAGCCAGAUUUUUCAUCACGUCAACCACAAACACAAGCAUCAAUACCACCACUACAACAUCAUCAUCAUCAUCAUCAACAACAUCAUGUAUCACCAAUACAACAUUUAUUACAUCAUCGUUCAAUUGAUAACAACAAUGCACGUAGACAUUCACGUAGUUGUGAAUAUUCAAAACGUGCUGAUACAAUAAAUAAUGAUAGUCAACAUUUUGGUUUACCAAUAUUGAGUAUUAGUGAACCAAGUCCACCAGAUGAAAGAGAUCGCCUCGAUGAUUAUUUGUAGAAUUUGCUUGACGAGGAUUUCCUUAAAGAACUCCUCGUUUAACAACUUAAAUUUGAGUGAAAUUUUUUUUUUCUUUUUGUAAUUAUUAAGAGAGAAUGAUAGACUCUAUUUUCCAUUGAGUCAAAAAAAUAUUUUCUUGACAUCGAACGUGUGUUUCUCUAUACCCUUUUUUUUAAAAAAAUCUAAUAAUAUACAUAUUUUUUUGUCCUACAUAUUUAACAAUGACAUAAAGAAAAAAAAAGGGGAAAAAGUAUUACGAUUGAAAGAAAAUUUAUUUUAAAAAAAUAAUAAUGGAAAAGAUGAGAUGUAUUUUUUAUACACAUGUCUUAUAAAUGUGUAUAUAAAAAAAUGAACCGUAUAAAUAAAAAUUGAGUCAUUAAAAUAAAGGAAAAAAAAUUUUUAAAAUAUUUUUAUGAAGGUAAUUUAAAAAUAAUAAUAUCAAAAAACAAAGUGGAGUGUAGAUGAAUUUGUAAGCUCGUAAAAUAUGAUGAAUUUUUAUUUUUUUUUUUUUAUCAUCAUUUUAAGUGUAUAUUUAGUAUGUAAAAUAAUAUAUAGAUAAAAUAUAUAUAUAUAUAUAAGUGUAUAAAUGUGUUAUAGAUUGAAUUGAAAAAAAAAAAGAAAAUAAAUUUAUUCAAGUGUGGUUGAUGUAUAGGUAUUUUAUUACCUUGAACAAUAGUAAAAUCAUCUACUCUAUUUUAUUUGUCAUUGUCGUUGUCAUUCAAGAUAUAUGCUAUGCUCGAUUUACGAUGUACAUUAACAACUACAAACGAAUAGAAAAAAAAUAAAAAAUGUAAAUCGAUAGUGUAACCUUAAACCUUCCCUAUAUAUACAAUAAUCGUUCGCAUAAUAUUAUAUUAUCCAAUCAUUAAUCCUCUUUUUUCUUCAAUGUAAAUUUACACUUUUUUUUUUUUUUCUAAUUUAACAAUAUGAAAUGUUAAUAAUUAUACUAUUUAAAAAUUUAUAUAAUUUUUUUGUGCUAUCUACAAAUUGAUUGUAAUUAUAUUUAAAAAACAACGAAAUUAAUUCAAGCUAAUAUUUAAAUAAUAAGAAAAAAGAAAUGUAAUUUUAAAGAGAAAAAAAAAAUUAUCAUUAUUGCCUAAUAAUAUAUAGAUUUUAAAAAAUAUUUGAGACCAAGCAACCAAGAUGAAAAAUAUAUAUUGUAGAAAAAAAAUAUAUAUUUAUCAAAUUUUAAUUGAAUAUUAAUUGAUAAAUAAUAUCAACACAAAUUCUUAUAUUCAUAAAAUGUAAUUAACGAAUUUAGAGUCUCAUUCACGUCACUAAUUAUAAUUAAUAACUUAAACAAAAAAAAUAUUAAAUAUUUAUUAAAUCAAUAUUUUUAAUUAAUCGGAUUAAAUACGGACUUAUAAAUGGAACAAAUAUAAUAUUUUGAAAUAUCAGUGUGUAGUGAUAUAAUUAAUAAAUUAAUCAAUUUAAAAUUUUAAUAAAUAUUAAAAAAAAAAAUAAAUAAUAUUUUCAUGUGGUAUAAACGGACGUAAUAUUUUAAAAAUUUUAAAUUAUAUUCCAAAGAAAUUUAAAAAAAAAAAAAAUACUAGUUUGUAUUUUAUGUAAAAAAAAUAAUAUUUUAAUUUUAAAAAAUUUAAUUUAAUUGAUAGAAAAUAUAAUAUUAAUUAUUUCAUUUUUCAUGUGGGUCCAAAGUCGAGAGUCCAAUUAUUAUCAAGAUCAAAGUAAACAUUUUGCCUUAAAAAUAGAUAAAUUAAAAUUCAACAAAAAAGAAAAGAAAAAAAAACAGAAAUUUAAAUUAAAGUUGAAUGGGCACAAUAGAACAAUUCAGAUUAAAUCUGUUUCCAAGUUAAAAUAAAAAAGAAAAGAAAAUAAAUAAAACCAUCAUCUCUGGAAAUAUUAAUAAUAAAAAAUAAAUGAAAAAUUUAUUUGAAAUCUAAUUAAAGAUUAUCUCAGUAGAAUCAGAGUCAAUCUUUACAAUAUCAAGAGUUUUUUUUUUUAUUGAUUGAUUCGAUAGUCAAUAAAUUAUUUAAAUAUUCACUCGACAUUACAAGCAAACUUUGCUUCCACUAAAUUCCAGUUUCAUGGAAAUGUAAUUAUAUCAAUUUAUUAUUAAUCUCUAACUAACAAUAAUAGAAAUUCUAUUUAUUUUUUUUUCCUUAUCUUGUUAAAUUUAAUUUUAAGUUAUUCAUUGAUAUAUCGAAUUAUAACUAAAUUCCGAGAAAUAAAAAAAAAAAAAAAAAAAACCACA
Messenger RNA from Aphidius gifuensis, 4607 nucleotides. RefSeq lists its product as uncharacterized. The record is from RefSeq and is a predicted model, not a curated record. Bases 629 to 2395 code for a protein of 588 amino acids. The transcript is spliced from 10 exons. Gene Ontology annotation, molecular function: protein binding. Lineage: Eukaryota; Metazoa; Arthropoda; Insecta; Hymenoptera; Braconidae.